AUGCGCCCCUUCGAGGUCAACAACGAUCGACUAGGAGUCCUCUAUGGCCUUACGCAAGAUCCUGCUCCUCUAAGGACAAGCGCGCCCCCCACCUCUCCGCUAAAAUCAAAAUCGAGAUCAAGAGCUUCACCCCCGCCAGAGAAAGAGGGUAGAGCUCCGGAGUCAAAAGCGAACGACCUACCCCGGCCUCGAAAGUCUAAAUUCAAGUUUAAAAGGAAACACCAGAAUGAUUCGCAUCACCAUCGUAGCCCUUCAUCGCACUCGCAUUCUCAUUCCUCAAGCCGUCGCAAACGCUCUCAUCAUAAACCACCCGAUGACGAUCCAGCCGAGUAUGACGACACUUACAUACCCAAUUUAGCUUCGGCAAACUUCGCUACUGCAGAAGAUGCGUUCCGAGAAUCACUAUUCGAUGCUAUGGCGGACGACGAAGGCGCUGCAUUCUGGGAGGGGGUCUACGGUCAGCCUAUCAAUGUCUAUCCCCGCCCUGACGGCCGCGGGGAGCUGGAGAAGAUGACAGAUGAGGAGUACGCAGAAUACGUACGAUCCAAGAUGUGGGAGAAGACGCACGAGCACAUUAUCGAGGAGAGAAACAGACGGGAAGAAGCGAGGAGGGCUAAAAAACAGCGGGAUGAGGAGGAGCAGAAGAUGUGGGAGGAGGGAGAGCGCUCCAGACGCCGAGAAGAGAAAACGCGAAGAAGGCUCAAGGAAAAAACACGGGUUGAGAAACAACAGAAGGGAUACCUCGAGAAAUGGAGAGAGAUCUUGGCUGGUAAGAUGGAUGGAGAUAUUCCGUGGCCGGUUGAAUCUGGAAAGUUGAAGGAUAUCGAGAAGGUGUCUCUGGAGCGGUUCUAUAUGGAUAUCAGGGGCUGCCUAGGCGAAGAUGGCCUCCUAGACAUUUUGAAGGUUGACAGAAUUCGAUGGCAUCCAGAUAAGGCCCAGCAGAGAUGGGGUAAGAGGGGCCUCAGUGAGGAGGAACAGAGGGGCAUUACAGCUGUAUUUCAGACUGUGGAUUCACUCUGGGUUAAAUACAAAGGGCGGAAGUAACAAAAUAUAUAUAUAUUCAUGGUCGGAAUCUUGGGUUUUGUUUUCAUUUCUUCACUGCGGGUUUCUUU
Tuber melanosporum (Perigord truffle) is the source of this 1112-nucleotide messenger RNA. RefSeq lists its product as uncharacterized. The transcript has a single exon. Bases 1 to 1044 code for a protein of 347 amino acids. The record is from RefSeq and is a predicted model, not a curated record. Lineage: Eukaryota; Fungi; Ascomycota; Pezizomycetes; Pezizales; Tuberaceae. Gene Ontology annotation, biological process: canonical NF-kappaB signal transduction.